Alternaria incomplexa is the source of this 5490-nucleotide messenger RNA. RefSeq lists its product as uncharacterized. Gene Ontology annotation, biological process: protein deubiquitination. The coding region runs from base 1 to 5490 and encodes 1829 amino acids. NCBI's taxonomy places the organism in Eukaryota, Fungi, Ascomycota, Dothideomycetes, Pleosporales, Pleosporaceae. The record is from RefSeq and is a predicted model, not a curated record. Gene Ontology annotation, molecular function: cysteine-type endopeptidase activity; cysteine-type deubiquitinase activity. The transcript is spliced from 5 exons. Gene Ontology annotation, cellular component: cytosol; nucleus.
AUGCCGCCAAAGGCGUCCCAAACUCUGGCUUCGUCCAAGGACUCCGCCAACGCAUCACCUGACGAAACGACCCAAGGCCGACGCCCCAAGCGGAAAGGCAUAUAUCAACGACAGUCGCAAGUAGUCAAGCGGCCUAAGGCCGAUCCUCCGCCAGCUGAUUCCCCUCGUCGCGACCUAGCAACAUCAACGCUUCUUGAUCAGACCAAUCUUGGUAUCACCAUCGACGAGACUACGAAAAACGCAUCCCAUUUCUUGGACCUUGUCAACAGCAAAGGUCUGAAGCUCAAGGAGACAGCGCGCGAAGACCUAUCCGCUCUACCGACAUACGGUUUGUCAGACACCAAAGGCGCCAAAUACGUCAGGGAUCUACCGCAUCAUGCUCCAGAUACCCGGCUCUAUGAAUUCGACGAAGAAUCCGUCAAUCUUGUCGAUUAUGUUCAACCUAACGGCGUGAAUGCACGAUGCUGGGUGAUGCAAGCCAAGAACGUUAGCUCUGCGGACCCGAACGAGCGGAUCGAUCUAUACCAAGUGAUUCCAACGGCCGGAGUAACCAGGAUCAACGAUGUCCAAGGAUGGAUACCUAAGACACCUCAAGCGCUUUGUCCGUCUUGCAAACAGUCCCCAGAUGACCUGAACAAGUCCUGCGACAGGCAAACACCAUGCCAAAAUUGUAUCGCCGCUGGUAGAGGUGAUGAGUGUAAGGCUGAACAGACUGGGCAGGAUUGGCAUAUUCUCACUCUCCAAAUCGAGCAGCGAAUCAAAACUUGCCGCCCAUGGAAUAUACUUACCGACACCGUCUGCGACAACCGUGAAAAGAUCAUCAAGCUAGGUCAAAUAACGGUGGAUGUUAUCAACAGAUAUCCGUUGGACUUUGACUUCGCCAACUGGUACGCAAACCGAGGGUUUGUGGGGAGUUUCGUAUCUGUGACGAGUUUGCUUGAGUGGAAGAAACACGACUACCCACAACUCGACCUCGGUACUAUACCUCCCGGAGAGAUUCUAUGGAACAGCAAAGAAGGCUUUGCUGGCUGCGCGCCAUUCACAAUUCCAGCAGUUCGGUUCGCAACCGGAUUCCUGCAACAGAGACGAAGAGGCUACUGCCCACCUUUCAUGAUCGCCACUGACGGCGGCGCCCCUCAGUUCUCUAUUUUAGGGAACAAACUCGACACCGCAGCCGUUGAGGCCGCUCCAUACUCGUCGGGUUGGCAUUUGUUUGGCGCCGAGCCAGUGCAGGGCGCAGAAGACAAAAACCUAACUCUACGCAACAUCGACUUGAACAAAGAGGAAGAGCGGAUCGCAGUCAAAGCUAUGCAAAUCAUGUUUCACGGUAUGGUUGGCAUGGUUGGAACUACCAAAGCGCUUUAUACCAGUUUCAUGCACAAAUCUAUGCCUCUUGGGAGCGAUAGUAUCACACCGACGACGUCAAACCGAGCACGAUAUCACGGCAAAGAAGCUGGAGUACUCGGUCUUCGAAGAUUGAACAAGUACGUCUGUUUUCCCAUGACCAGAGAAGCUCAAGCUGGUUUAGAUCUAUCUGGACUCGACAAGGACGUUGCGCAUCUCGCAGAUAGUCCACGCUUUCGGAGCCUAGGGCUGCUAUUAGGUCCGCAAACUGAAACGAUGAGACAACCCGACAAAGACGGACUACUCGUCACCUGUUCUGGCUGUGCCGGUCGCGAGAUUUCCGACAUCCCAAAAGCUCCAAAGAUUCUAAAGGCAAACCCGGCGCUCGAAGACCUACAGUCCCAGAUCACGAAACACCUCUCCAAAGUGCACUGGUCGGAAUGCAAGCUCACUGGAUCUGAGCCGUCAUGGAAACCAUCCUGGACACCCGAAGACCUGACCGUCCCUCUCUUGAAAGAGCACUCGACCAAAGACCCGUCCUUAUGGACUCGCGGAUACGCUCCAAGCCAGCAAAUCUCCUUGAAGACGAGGUCGGGUCUGGUACCAGAAGCGCAGACGCGAGUACGAACUGGCUAUGAUCCGUAUACUAUGAGCAUCGAGAAGCCUCAUCAGCGGUGUAUUGACCUUAUUUCUGGCGAGAUAUCGCUCCACUUCUUUGGAAACGUGACUCUGGAGCUGCAUUGCAUCAAUUUGCUGAAGUCUACACUUCCCGUGUCCUCCGUGCCCUUGUAUCGCGAGGCUUUGCUUCUUCGUGAGCAGGUGGAUGGACAAGCGCCCCGUGAAGGAUACUAUCAAGAAGUCCAGCAUAAAUGGGAGAUCAUUGAGCGAGCGCACGACAAUCAGCGAAUCGUCUCAAUGCUUGCAGCAAGGAGAAAUGUACACCGAAUUCGACCAGGCCAAGAUUUCGCCGCUGUACCACACGCUAUGCACAUGGAAAAGACUGGCGUCUGGGACGGCAUAUUACCGGACCCUGGACUUCAUCAUAUCUUCAGAACACGAGGAGAGUGUGGACCAUUCCUGAGAAACGAUGACGGCUCCCUCAUGUUCGAUAUGGGUGAUGAGUAUUGGGACUGGAAGAUCAUCCUGCAAAACAUCGACCAGUUGGAGAAAGACCCCGAUUUUAACCCACACGGAAUCAAGUUCCCUCGGCUUGGUAGGAAGAAGUUACCCUGGUUUUGGCGUAAAGACACUUGUCCACAAGAUCUUGACGAAGAAUUCCUCUUCAAGGAGUUCAGUUCUCGGUUGCAAACGAUGAGCCAGAAAUGUGAUCCACAUCACAAAACUGAAGAGUCGCCUGCAACGUUGCUUUUGGAGUAUGCGGUACAGUUUCUUGAAACCGGAGGCAAAGACCACCUCUUUGGGUUCAUUAUGACGCCAUUCGAAGGACAUAUGGCCGUCUACUCAUUUGGUCGCGGUAUCACGCAGAAAGUCAAAGAUGAGGCAGAUAGGGUGAUUUUCCCUGGAGAUCACCUAAAGACUGGCUGCACGGUAUUGUUGCCAAAAGACAUGAAGACGGACUAUGACAUCACUCGGCGCACUGUGGUAGCAGAAAGCUGGUUGACUAACCGGUUCCGCUAUCAGUUCCAUGGUGGACCUGCUCUGAUCAAAAAGCUCGAGGACGCGGUGCGCACCAUUGAACCAACGAAAUGGUACGACCAAAUGCAGACAAACCUCAACGACUACCUAAAAGUGCCUCUACCGAAAUCUUACAAGGAUAAGGCAUCUUGGAGGGCAAAGAUGAGAGCCUUAGAUGCAAGCCGGAUCGCUGAAGAUUUAGAAAACGAAGAGGUUCAAGACGACGAGCCCGCCGCUGCCUUGAACGACGAUGAGUUGUUCUUCACAGAGCAGUUACAAGCGUUGGAAGCUUUGAAAGCCAUGACACCAGGCGACCUGGUCACUGUAUUCUGCUCUGAAUGCGACGAAUCGGGAGAUGACACCACACUCCUGGCUUGCUCCACAGCAGACCAUGCGACUAAGAUGACUCAUUACCACUGUCUUGGUCUGGAUGCCAUGCCUGGAGAUACCGAAACUUGGCCGUGCAAACAAUGCGAAGGUGGGCCGAACCAGUCGCUCAUGGUCAAACUCAAGUUUCCUCGAUACUUGAAUAUGAGGAACAUCGGCAACACAUGUUACCUGUCUUCGUCCGUCCAAGGGCUCUACGCGAUCAGACCGCUGCGCGAUUUCAUUCUUGAUAUCAGCAAAGAACAGCAGAAGGGUCAUGAUCUGUCUGGGCGCGAUACGCAAUCUUGGCUGACUGCGACGCCAGCUGGUCAGGAUGCGUCGACUGCAAUGUCGGCGCACAUGCAAAAGUCUACCAAAUUUCUGCGUGAGCUACGCACGCUUUUCUUGAAGCUAGGUCGGGAGUCGCUCUCAAUCCAGGCGAGUGACGUCAGCCCACUAUUCAAGGCCCUUUCUGAGCUGGAUCCAACAAACUGGAAACUCGGAGAACAGAACGAUUCUGCCGAGCUCUUCACUUUCGCUCUCAUCAGAAUUAUUCAAGUCACCGACAAUUCAAGCAUUAGGCAACGGCAGCUCGAUGACGUAGCAGAGAAGAAAGCGAUACGCGACCGAGGACUUUUAUGCGAGCUUCAUGAUGAGCACUUCGACGACCGUGUAGAGACUCUUUGCUGCACCACCAACUAUUGCCGCAAAUGUCUUCAGCGCCAUACAGAAGACUUCCUUGGUAAGUGUCCAGCCUGCGGCGUGGUGCCAUGCACUAUGCAACAGGUCACGUCACUGCCAGGCUCUGAUAUCGCGAGGGCCCAGCCUCCAGAGCUGGCGAGCGCUGCUCUCUCAGAUUACAUGGCUCAUAUGAGACGAGGUUGGGAUUCUUGGAUGUUCGAAGCCUUCUGCAUCCAGACUGUGACGGAAAGCAAGUGCAGCGACUGCGGUCUUGUCUCCCGCAAGUUUACCUGCGAUCUGCAGAUGCUCGAUCUUGAGUUUGAGAAUCCUCAAUCAGACGAGAACUCUCUACAUAAUAUGCUGAGACAGUGGCGACGGAAAGAGCUGGACGACAAAAUCCAUUGUGCCUCUGGAUGUCGCGCUCACGCGGGAUCCAAAGUUCAACACAAGCGUAUCACCCGCAGUUCCGAGUACAUGUACAUCCGCUUCAACCGUGCCGAAUCCUUUGGCGAGCGAGUGCUAUGCGGUGUGGAGGUUGCAGCUUACCUGGAUAUUUUGAACUUUGCAGACUACGCAAAACUACCAUCGGACCCAAGUCCCAAGGAAGCAGUAUUUCUGGGUGGAUACUGCAUUUACCAGCUUGUCAUCGUCAAUGUGUUCUUUCCCGGUACCAGUGGUGGCCACUAUGUCACUUACUCCCUGACAAACGGUAUCUGGCAAAAGUUCGAUGACCUCGGGCAGUCAUACGCCGUCCAAGAGCACCCGCAGGUAGCCAUCAACAGUAACGGCGUCAUUCACUAUGUCGUCUACCAGCAAAUGCCGAAACGUAGGACGUUGCCGCUGACCAAGGACAACAAACACACUCAUGGUCACGUACUUCAUAAGGGCGCUGACGUUCCACCUCCGGUUGAGAGUCCACCAAAAUGGCAGGCCACUUUCGCGGACAAGGUACUCUUGGACGCCCACAAGACGGCAUGCACGCUUACUUGCAACGCUUGUGGCGAGACCCUCGUUGACAAGACAUCGUUCGACACCCACAAGAGCACCUGUUCUUUGACGUGCAAAGGCUGUGGUGAGACCUUCGGAGACAAGGUACUCUUCCAGGAGCACAUGUGCACAAGUUCGUGUGAUGGCUGUAGCAAGACUUUCGAGUUCGCAGCGGAUUUGCAAACACAUCAGAACGUGUGUCUGCAGUACCUGAGGAAAGCUCUUGCUGCUGAGCGAGCAAACGCUGUUGAGCGAGAACGCGCUGCCGAGCAGAGGGGACGCGUUGGUGCGCACGAUGAGUUGCUGACGGAGCUGAUAAACUCGAAGAUGGCGUUGAAGAAGUCGAAGGAGCAGCAGCUAAACAAGAUCAAGAUCAUGGCGCAAGCGUUGAAGAUCGAGUCAGCUACUCUCAAAGCUGAGAUUGAAGACUUGGAAUUACAGAUUGAGAAAACUAAAGCUAGGCGUUCUGGCUUGUAG